AUGACGGGAAAAAAUAGACUCAGUGGUGCUGCUUAUCGAAAAAAAUCUAAAGAAAAAAGAGAAAAGCUUACAAAUGUUAUCAUGAAAUCUGCAAAAAUUAAUAAUUAUUAUAAGAAAACAGAUUUACCAGAAGACAGCUCUUUAGACAACAUUGCAAGUAGUUCAACAUCAAACAUUGUUCAUUGCAGUGAAAAUACUUCAAACGUUAUUGAAAAUGUGUUAGAAAAAUAUUCAGAAGACCAAAGUAUAAUAAAUUCUAACAGCCCACCACAAGAAAAUGCUGUAUUGUUUGAACCAAAGGCACAAACCAAUGAUGAUCAAGUGUACAAUACAACAAUCAGCAAUGAUCCAGCUUUAUGGGAAAUAAAUGAUAGGACAAAAGAUUAUAUUUCUAUAAAUGGUUUUACACAGAAUGUUGAAAAAUUAAACUUUUCAAAAUCAAAAAGACGUUAUCAGGGAAUUGUUAGAGGCAAAUUUCAGGAUUAUUUUAGAUAUUGUACAUCUAAUUUGUUUUAUAGUGUUCUAAGAAAUGGAGAAAAAGUAAAGAGAAAUUUUCUUCUUUACUCUGAAAGUACAGGAAAACUAUAUUGCGUUCCUUGUCGGCUAUUUGAUGGAGUAUCUAGUUUUUCUAUUCAUGGAUUUUCUGAUUGGAAAAAAGCUAGAGUUAAACUUUCUUCUCAUGAAAAUUCAAAUCAUCAUAGAUCUUGUGUUUUAAUAAUGAAAGAUAGAAGUGACGUUUUAAAAAGAAUUGAUUCAAAAUUAUUGCUUCAAAUGGAUACAGAAAUUCAGUACUGGACAAAAGUGUUAACUAGAGUAGUUGCCGUUGUCAAAUCAUUGUCUUCAAGAGGAUUGUCAUUCAGAGGAGAUAAUGAAAUAUUUGGUUCAACACAUAAUGGUAAUUUUAUGAUGGCCAUUGAACUUAUUGCAGAGUUUGAUCCUUUUUUGGCUCAACAUAUAAAAACAUAUGGACAUUUAGGAAAAGGUCAUACAUCGUAUCUGUCUUUCCACACUUAUGAACAAUUUAUUAUUGUUAUGGCAAAUCAAGUAACUGAUCAAAUCAUAAAAGAACUUCACAAAGCACGUUAUUUUUCAAUAAGUGUGGAUUCAACUCCAUAUAUUUCUCACAAAGAUCAACUCUCUUUUAUUUUACGCUAUGUGUCUGAAAAUGGAAAGCCUGUAGAACGUUUUUUAUGUUUUAUUGAAAAUAGUGGUCAUAAGGCAGAAGAAUUGAUAGAUGCAGUUUUGACCGUAAUUAACUCCUAUAACAUUGACAUAUCUUACCUUAGAGGACAAACUUAUGAUAACGCAAUGAAUAUGUCCGGACAAUAUAGUGGAUUACAAGCUAGGAUUAAAGAAAUUAAUCCUUUGGCUGAUUACAUACCAUGUUCAGCACACUCAUUAAACCUCAUUGGUACAUGCGCUGCAAGUUGUUGUAAAAAUGCUUCUUCAGUAAAAGAGUUAUCUACAACACGUUGGUCUGCACGAGAAGAUGCAUGUAGAAGCUUAAAUAAUAAUUGGGAUAGAGUAAUCAGUGCUCUUAAAGAAAUUAAAAAUAAUGAUCAACAAAAGGCACAAACGCGAUGUGAAGCGAAAGGUAUUUUGAAAAGUUUGGCUGGCUUUGAAAAUAAUUUAAUGUCAAUAUUUUGGGGAGAUCUUCUUGGACGUUUUAAUGCUGUGAGUAAAAAGUUACAGUCAAUUGAUAUUGACUUGUAUUUAGUGGUUGAAUUGUAUGAAUCGCUCAUUCAAUAUAUUUCUAAUCUUCGUAAUGAAAAAAUGUUUAAAAUGUAUGAAGAUCGAGCUUCUAAAUUACAUGGAGGUGAUACAGAAUAUAAAUUAGAUGUACAAAGAAAGAGGAAAAGAAAAAUUUUCUACGAUGAACCACAAGAUGAACUUAAUUUUUAUGACUUAGAUAAAAGCUUUUGUAAUGAAUGUGUACACUUCCAAAGUCAUAUUAAGUCUCUUAAAGAUAAAGCUCCAAAAAAUAUCCGGGACCUAAGUACACUGAUACGAUCCAAAGAUUUACAAACAAUCUAUCCAUAUGUGGACAUUGCACUUAGAAUGUUUCUGUGUACACCAGCAACGAAUUGUUCUUCAGAAAGAUCUUUUUCAACCCUGAGAAGAUUAAAAACAUAUCUUAGAUCGGUCAUGAAUAAUGAUCGUUUAAAUGCUUUAGCUGUACUAAAUAUUGAAAGUGAACUAACUUCUAGCAUCAAUUAUGAUAACAUAAUUAAAGAAUUUGCCGAUUCACAAUCCAGAAAAAAAAUUUAA
Messenger RNA from Acyrthosiphon pisum (pea aphid), 2268 nucleotides. Its product is annotated as zinc finger MYM-type protein 1-like. Gene Ontology annotation, molecular function: protein dimerization activity. NCBI's taxonomy places the organism in Eukaryota, Metazoa, Arthropoda, Insecta, Hemiptera, Aphididae. The coding region runs from base 1 to 2268 and encodes 755 amino acids. The record is from RefSeq and is a predicted model, not a curated record. The transcript has 6 exons.